Messenger RNA from Punica granatum (pomegranate), 892 nucleotides. The record is from RefSeq and is a predicted model, not a curated record. Lineage: Eukaryota; Viridiplantae; Streptophyta; Magnoliopsida; Myrtales; Lythraceae.
GUGACGAAAUCAAUCAUCGGUGGCGAAUCCCAACACCACCACCACCCCCCCACACACCAUCGCCAGUAAAAUCCAAACGACGAAGCUUCAAUCUCACUGACGACGCCAGGCAGAUCACGCGAAGCCCUCUGACCUUCGCCGGAUCCAGAUCCGGGAUCGGAAUCCACAGCGAUGGCAGGCUCAGCGGUGGGUGAUGCGGCCUCUUGGUCUCACGCGCUGGUGAAAAUCUCGCCCUACACGUUCUCCGCCGUUGGAAUCGCCGUCGCCAUCGGCGUGUCCGUCCUCGGCGCCGCCUGGGGGAUUUACAUCACCGGAAGCAGCUUGAUCGGUGCUGCAAUUAAGGCCCCGCGGAUUACUUCGAAGAAUCUCAUCAGUGUAAUCUUUUGCGAGGCUGUUGCCAUUUAUGGUGUCAUUGUGGCGAUUAUCUUACAAACCAAGUUGGAGAGCGUCCCUGCAUCAAAAAUUUAUGCGCCUGAGUCCCUUAGAGCAGGAUAUGCAAUCUUUGCCUCUGGGAUCAUUGUCGGCUUUGCAAACCUUGUUUGCGGGCUUUGUGUGGGAAUAAUUGGAAGCAGCUGUGCUCUCUCCGAUGCCCAGAACUCCUCACUCUUCGUGAAGAUUCUUGUGAUUGAGAUCUUUGGGAGUGCUCUCGGGUUGUUUGGCGUGAUUGUCGGGAUCAUCAUGUCAGCUCAAGCUACUUGGCCUUCAAAAACCGUGUAAAUUGUCAAUUCCCGAGCUGCCCCAUUGAGGAAUUCAUCAUAAUUUGUAUCCCUGCUAAACUCUGUAUUAGUUACUCUUUGUUAUGAGGUUGUAAGCCGGUUUGUGCUGCCUUCUGUCCAGUGUUAGACUGCCCCUUUUGCUAUAAUUGAGUAUAUCUUCUUAGCUGAAUUGUUUC